This is a messenger RNA of Xenopus tropicalis (tropical clawed frog), 2020 nucleotides long. It is a transcript of the gene ccndx, whose product is annotated as cyclin Dx. NCBI's taxonomy places the organism in Eukaryota, Metazoa, Chordata, Amphibia, Anura, Pipidae. The record is from RefSeq and is marked provisional. Gene Ontology annotation, cellular component: nucleus; cytoplasm. Bases 45 to 917 code for a protein of 290 amino acids. The transcript is spliced from 5 exons.
CUGGUUUAGUUAUUCGCUCCCUGAGGCACCGAGACACCAAAGCAAUGGAGGGAAGGCUGUUAUGCUGUGAGUCAGUGACAGAGCUGAGGGCCCGGGCGGACCCAGUGCUGAUGCAGAGCCGGGUGCUGAUGAAGCUGUUGGCGCUAGAGGAGCGCUACAUCCCGUCUGCCUCAUACUUCCGCUGUGUGCAGCGCGAUAUCCAGCCCUACAUGCGUCACAUGCUCACCUGCUGGAUGCUGGAGGUGUGUGAAGACCAGAAGUGCGGAGAAGAGGUGUUUCCCCUGGCUGUGAACUGCCUGGACCGGUACUUGUCCCUGGUGCCAGUAGAGAAGAGACACCUUCAGCUUCUGGGCGCGACGUGCCUCUUUCUUGCCUCCAAACUGAGGGAAUCAAAGCCCAUGACUGCCGAGAGUCUCUGCAUGUACUCAGACCACUGUUUCACUGACAAAGAACUGCUGGCAAUGGAGCUGUUGGUGCUGAACAAGCUGAAGUGGGACUUAGAAGUGGUGACACCCCGCGAGUACCUACCGCACUUCCUGGAACUGCUAAAUAUCCCCGCAGAGAAGAGGCCUCAGGUCAGGAAGCACAGCGAGACCUUCAUCGCUCUGUGCACCACAGACUGUACAUUCAUUGCACUACCCCCUUCCAUGGUGGCUGCAGCCAGUGUAGCCGCAGCAGUGACCGGCCUCCAGCUUCAGAGUCCAGGACCGAGCUAUUCCAGCCUGGCAUCCAUAAACCUGCUUGCCCACGCCAUCCACUGUGACCCGAGUCUUCUCAGAGCGUGCCAGGAGCAGAUUGAGAUCUCACUGGAAUCCAGUGUGCAGCGGGCACAGAGAAACAGGGUCUCUGAGUCCAAAUCUGUGGAUGAGCCCGAGAGAUCCAGCACCCCGACCGACGUGCAGGACAUAGACCUAUAAUGGCCGCCCAUCAGUCUGUACCCAUUCCUACUGGAGGCCUCGAUAGUCUCCAACUGACAAAGUUGCCUUUUCAGUAUAAACCUUCUGUGCCAAGACCGUGGUCUGGGUGCCACCCAGUCUGUGCCACUAAGCAGGGUACAAAGCACUUUCCUGUCACGCUCCCUAGUGGCUGCACAAAAGGUGCUUAACUAUAGUGACGCCAUGUUUUACUACACUCAGUCCUGAUACGGAGGGCCUAUAGAGUCAGCAAUGGCGACCAGCAGAGACAAAUGAGUUGGUUACUGUUAAUUUAUUGUUUAUUUAUUAUUAUUUUCAUUUAUUUAAUAAGUAUUGUGUUUAUUAUUAUUAUUAUUUCUGCCAUUUUUUCCUUAUUGUGUUUCUUGUUUAUUUAAGUUUAUCUAAGUUUAUUUAAUUGCACUGCAGGGGGAAUAUUCUUCCUUUGCUUUCAGGGAAUAUGAAUGACUGCAGACAAUACAGUGUUAAUGAGUCUGAUGCUACAUAUAAACAUAGGUUGCUCCAUAAAUGUGUAAGAUAAGGGUAUAACUUGGGGUUGUGAUUGGACAGGAAAACAACUGCUCUACAAGAUUCAAGUUUUGUUGCUGAUUUGAGGCACAAAGUCCUAAACCACAGCAAUGGGAGUCAGAAUUUGAUCCCAGCAGCAGAUACCAAGCUGUGGCCCCUAGUUACUGUAUGUGGCAUUUGCAAGCAGCCCUCCUACAAAGCAGGGAAAUCUCUGCCCCCUGCUGGUUGACCCCAGUUCUGCAUAUGAGAGUAAAGAGCCUCCACCGGACCCUUGCUUUCUUAGACUGACUCCCUCUGGGAGCCUCACUGUAUGAUUUCAUUGAAUUAACUUUAUUUUCAUUCCAACCUGCUUUCUGAUUGGUUCCCCAUCCCUAAUGCAGGUACAAUAUGCAGGUUUUUGUUCUGGUUUUGUUCUAACGUAUAAUUUAUUUGGCUUGUUUUGCUCUGGUUGGUAGUUGAGACACAUUUGUCCGUAUGUUACGAUGAAAGUUUCUAUUUUUGCACUUUAUAAAGAAAAUGUCUUAGCAUCUAUUUUAUUGAGGUUUGUGUGAGUCUUCUAAAUAAAUGUUGAAUGCAAAUGA